AAUGAAAUGGUAACACCGUCUGCGCUAUCAGUGUACACUGGCGGGGCACCAGUGAGGGAUAGGUGAGAAUAAAAAGGCAGUUCAGUUAGCCCAUCGUGGUGAAUGCACCUGGAAUUCAGCACGAGGGUUUCCAGGGGGUAUGAGGUGGUAUGAGGUGGAGGUGGAGGCGGCGGGGUGUAUAGUGGUGUGCGCGUGCGCAGGCCGCGAGAGCCGCGCGCGGUCGCGGCUGCUGGUGCUGGAGCUGUGCGCGGGCCCGCUGCGCCGCCGCCUGCAGCGCGCGCCGCUCUCCUGGGCCGAGUUCGCGGCGCUCGCGCACGGGCUGGCCGCCGCGCUCGCGCACCUGCACACGCCUACGCCGACAAAACCGUGCGUAGUUCACCGCGAUGUCAACAGCAACAAUGUGCUGAUCUCCUUCGAUGGUCAGGCUCGCCUGGCGGACUUGGGUCUUGCCCAGGUUUUGCACCCCAGAAGGGACCGCGCUACACCCAGUAGAAUUACCGAGGCGGGUACGCUGCGCUACCUGUCGCCGGAGGCGCUGGAGGGCGCUCUGGACCUGUGCGGCGCUCGUGCUGCCCUCUGCGCCGUGGACGUGUUCGCGCUCGCGCUCGUGCUGUGGGAGAUGCUGUGGCGCACGGCGGGUGCACACCGCGGGCCGCCGCCGCCCUACCGCGCGCCCUACGACACGCUCGGCCUGCCGCCCGCGCCCACGCUGCACCAGCUGCAGAAUCUAGUAUCCCGCAAUAAAGCGCGUCCGCCGCUGCCGCGCGGACCGGUGCCCGAAGCGAGAGCUCUCAAAAUCGCCACCGACACGUGCGACGAAUGCUGGGAUCACGACGCAGAAGCCAGGUUGACGGCCGUGUGCGUGGAAGAGCGUAUGGCUGAGUUGAAGCAGAUGCUACAAACUCAGGGGCCCGUCAUACACGACAACAAUUUGCAUCCGCAUCCGCCAGAUGCAAGCAAUCCCCACCCGGAACCAGACAAGAACUCCAACUGUACAACAAGCCAGCCGAACCAGCAAUCCUGUGACGUCACCACCCCCCUACUGUACCCCCAACCACACAUCGGCCGCAACGCGUGCAUAGAACGCAACACGCACACAAACACACAGACACACACCGUGGAGCUCAUACAUAAAAGCCUCAAAGACAUCACCGCUCCGGUAGACGGCGUUAGGGUGCAGAACGUCGAAGAAAACUGCUUAUCUGUAGCCAGAACGAAUCCGAGACAAAUACAGGAGAAUUCUGAACGGCUAAACGAGAUCAGGUCCUACCAGAGGCCGCUGGAUUAUGUUCAAAAUGACGUCAGCUCCCACGAAGACAGAGGUCCCAAGCAAACGAAUCUACUCCAAGAUGUCAAAGUGGAAAAACCCAAAUGGGGCAUCAGAAAGUUCUUCGAACGACUCAACAAGAACAACAAACUCGAGACAGAAGUAAAAUUAGUACCUGAAUCGUGUGCCGUACAAAACGGUAAGGUCAAAACGUCCCUAAUCGACAAACCUAGCAAUAUAACCUUUGAUAGACCAUCCAAUUUGACCUUGAGUCAGGACAAUUACAAUUUUGAGGGACCGUGUACACUGUCGCCACCCAACAGAACACUGUCCCCAACAAUGAUGCUCGAAUCUGAAUUGAACAGAGAAAACAAAGUAUUCGGCUUCAAAGAAAUACCAAUCGAAAACGACAAUAAGGCUCCGAACCAGAUAUUUGCCGUCAUAGUUCCUAAAGCGAAACCCUCAGAUUUCACCGACAUUCGCAGCAAGUCUAGAGGAAGUUCAGAAAGUAUCAACAAGUUUCGAUCAUCAACGUCCUCGCAAUCCAUAUUCAAGUCGGCAAACUCAGAGUCCGAGGACUCCACAGUGAAGAAACGGCUGAGUUGUGAUAACAAAAUUAUCACCAACUCAAAUAGCGGUAGCUCUUCCAGGGCUAGUAUUAAUCUGGAAUUGCAAUAUAUAAAUACUCAAGCCGAUUACAACCAUAGUCCAUUCGAUAUGAACUCAGAAUGUUCUAGCAGCGAAGACGAGCACCUCAUGCUAUUAUCCGAGAACGGAGGCUCGAAAAUAACCAUGCAAACGGUAAAAUUGGAGCCGGACAAGAAGAAAUACCAGAACGAAGUGCUAAAGGAGUCGAGUCAAGUGACUGACUUUGGUUUCAACAAAUACCAAAAUAAGUACACAAAUUUCGAAAACGAAUUCAGCGAUCCAAACGAUAAGGAGAACCUAGUGAACGGAUACAGCGGUGACAACCCUGUAUACUUGGCUGCUCUGAACGGGGAAAUUGACACGUCAGAACUCAAGUUUUUGGGUACAGACGUGGAAAAGAGCCCGAAGUCUCCGAAGCCUUCAUUGAAGAAUUUGUCUAUAAAACGGCAGCAUUCUUUGGAGCAGGUGAGUGAGAUAUUCUCCUCGUCGUGCGAUGUGACCCUUCAGAACCCAGCUGGGAGGGUGAAGACCCCGGGGGACCUUCCAGCGGCAGUGCGGAAGGCGAGGAGGGACCGCGCUCUUCAAAAAGGUAGGGCCAGUGAAUGUAAUAGGUUAAGUUUGUAUGACGAUAGAAUGAUGUUUGGAAACAGCUUGUGAAUUAUGUUUGUAUGAAUUAAAAUAUGUAUGUGAAGGUAGUCUUGAGUGCAUUAGCAAAAUUAAAUUUUUAAAAAGGUUAUUACACCUUCUUUAAAAAAAUAAUCAUUUAGUAACAGUUGCCUACAGCUUUGCACGUGUAUUGUGUUUACCCUUGAAUUUGAAAUUUUACAAAAUCCAUCCUUAGUGGCUGCUUAAGUUAUAAAAUAAACUUAAGUUCCAAAUUUCAGCUUUCUAGACUUAAUAGUUUUGGUAUUUCUUGUGUGGGUAUUGUCAAUCCCGGUUUUGCAUGCACCAAGGCUGUCAUACACUCUGCAAUCCCAGUGGAAUAUGUACAAAAUACGAAUGUACAAUUUAAUUUGAAAUAAGAACUAUUUUAUUCUUAAUUUGAAAAUUUUCUUUUCUAAUUGUAAAAUAUGUGUUUUCAACCAGUGUCUUAAUUGAUAUUAGAUGAUAUAAAUUGUUCAAACGAAGGACAAAAAUCUUUAAUUUUUUUUUUAAUCGAUAGGAUAUUUUCUUAUUGUAUUAAAAUCAAUUAAUUGUAUUAAAAUUAAUUUCCUACAUGCACACAUAAAUUCUUUAAAGAAUUUAUGUGUGCAUGUAGGAAAGUCGUUAGAUUUAAAUUGUGACAAAUAUGGUAUUGAAAAGUAUGUUAUUUCUUAAUGUUAACUUAUGUGGUGUCCCACACAAGCGAUUAAAUGUAAUACUAAUAAUAUAGCUGAGCUAUUUAAAAAUAUAUAAACACUAUUAUUGUAUAUAACAACUAACAUAUUGUAAUGAUAUAUAUAUAUAUAUAUAUAUAUAAGAAUCUCUUUACUUACCUACAUUCCUCGUUCCGCGAACAAAUCGACAAACAUUAUAGUUUUAAUGUUAAUAUAAUAAAUACUAAGUUGUAAUUUUAUUAAAAUACUAUUGUUAUGUAAUAACUACACUGAGUCAUACUACUUUCUUGUGUUGUCUUUUCUCGUGUGUACAUUUUGGGAUUGUUCAAUUACUUGCACAGUUUAUAGGAUGAUUACACUAAUAUUUUGGCUAUAUUAUGUUUCAGUAGGACUUAACGAAAAUGAUGUCGUUUAUCUCCAAUAAUAGUACAAAUAAAAAGUCGAUUAAUUGAUUGGACGAUUCGAUUUAUUACAAAUAUCAUUUGGUGCAAGAGCCUUCGUCCCUUCCGUCGUAGAUAUACCUAUAUAUAUAUAUAUAUAAUUUGCACCGAUUUAAAAACAUGUGAAUAGGCAAUUCGUGGACCCGCGAACCUCAUUUUAGUUCUCAAAAUCGCUAUCCAUCAGGUGAGAUCGUGAUAAAUCCCAGGACCUUUCUAUAGUCCUAUAUAAGAGAUCCCGUAAUAAUCUCAAAAAAACUUGGUCACCUUUUCGUUAAGUUCUACUCGUAACAAAAUAUUUUGAAGGUGUUAAACUUAUUCACGAGUCCCUCGCAAUCGAAUAAAGUCGAUAGAAAUAUAAAACGAUUAUUAUAUCGAAUGAAUAAAAAUCGAUUUGUGUAUAGCAUAAAAUAGCGCAACGAUGUCGUUGUAUCGCUUAUUAUAUUAAAGCAUCGAGGUGGGACAUCUACUAGCUAUGCUAGCGACCUCUGUGGCGCAAUAGUGCAAACUGACAUGAAAUAUUCAUGGAAUAGCGACAUCUGUUUUGAUUUUUGGUUAGUUGGUUUAAAGAAUUGUUACAAAAUGCCACUUCAAACAUUUGUUUUAUGAAACAAGAGUCAUUAUUAUUGCAUUUAGAUGUAAUUAUAUAUUAUUACUAAUGUGAGAGUACUAAUUAGUUUAAACAUUAGGAAUGGAUAAUAUAUGCCAAUAUCUAUAUAUUGUAGUUAUAAUAUCUAUAUAUCGGAGUAUUAGCCCAUCGUGAUGAAUUGGAAUUCAGCACGAUAGUUUCCAGAGGGGACCACGUGGAGGUCGACCUGUUUGGGUAUAUUACCAGCAAUGCGACCCAUAAUUUCCAUUAUUAACAAUCCUUAAAAAGCCGCAUGUGCAUUAGCGUGCACAAACGUGCAGACAAACAGAAAAAUUCUAAAAAUCAUUGUUUUGGGUCCUAUUGCGCUCAUGAAGGCCCCCUAUAAUAGUUUUUCUUAUAUAUCUUCCAUGUACAGACAGCGACCAGUUACGAUUUUAUUGUAUAUAUUGAAUAAACCAGUAUAUAAAUAUAGUAACUAAAAUAUAUAUAUAUUGCUAUAUAUUACCCAUACCUAGUAUCAUAUCCAUGUACAAUAUAUGGAUUUAUUUUGUAUAGCUCACACCAUUUAAUGUGUAUUCCCUUAAAUUCAUUAUAUAAAACGAUCAUUGAUAUUCGUAUAUCGAUACAGUCGAAUAAGUAUAUGUGUUUUAAAUUAGGAAUUAAAAAAAAAUUGUUUAUGCUGCGUACAGGUAGCUAAGAACAAGGAAUUACAUAGAAGGAAUGUUAAAAUAAAAACUGUAAAUAAUAUAGUUGCUUCCUUUCUUCUUAUGCAAAUAUAAUUAGUAAAAAGAGGACGAAAGAUACACCGUCAGUUGCAGAUUUCUCAGUUCAAAGCAGACUAGUGUAUAGAUGUUAUACGGCCGUAUAACCCUACCAAAUUCAGAUACAACCCGCUUGCAUACUUUCUACAUAAUCUGUGUCGAAUAUAUAAUCUAGUAAUGUAAAAUUUGUCAUUGACAAAUAAUUGACAUAUCAAACAUUUUCUAUACACUAGCCUGCUAUGAAUUGAGAAAAAUAGCAACUGAUGUUGUAUCUUUCGUCCUCUUUUUACUAAUUAUGUCUGCAUAAGAAGAAAAGAGACAACCAUAUGAUUUACAGUUUUUAUUUUAACAUUCCUUCUAUGUAAUUCCUUGUUCUUAGACAGGUAGUAAGGUAAAUAUCUAUCUUCACAAGUAAAUAUAUAUGUACAGUAUUUUAAAUUGCGUCUAAUAUUAGAAAUGUGAAAGUGAGUUCGUUUGUUACCUCAUAGCGCCUAAACGGUUUAACCAAUUACUAUGUAAUUUAGUAUAUACGUACUUUAUGGGAUAAAGUACGUACUAAAAAUACCAAAAGACUACAGCAUGGGGUUCUUCUAAAGAGAGUGAAGAGGUUUCUGCAGAGUCGGCGACGCUUGCGUAAUACCCCUGGUAUUGCAGGCGUUCAUAGGCUACGGUAACAAGCUGACGGCCCACCUGAUGGAAAGUGGUAACCGUCGCCUAUAGACAUGAGCAGUACCAUGGACAUAACAGAGUAUACUGUUUCGCCCAUGAUACCCCUCAUGCGUUGCCAUUCCUGAGGACUCGAGUGUUAUUCCUCUGUACCCAGUAAAUUCACGCCAUAUCCCACCCUUCACACCGAAACACAGCCAUGCAAACACAACUGCUUCACGGUUGAAACACGAAUGGGACAGAGGUGCCCAAGUAAUCAACUUUUGUACAAAGUCUCCCUCUGGUCCGACCGGACCGGACCGGAGACAAUGGUGCAGCUGCUUAUCAGCGACAACACUUUUGUCUCCGGUCACCGCUGUCUGAUAUCAUAAGCCUAUGCCUCUGAUCUGCCCACUCUCUACUUUGAUAUCAUUCGUUAACUGUUCAUUACUAAGCAUACGGCUCGCCUUAGGAGUUCUGCCAAUAGUUGCCACGCUUGGAGACGGGUUGGCAACCGCAGUGAGUCUUUGAUGGUGUUUUAAGAUGGACGCUGCUGCCUAUCCCUCGAGCAUUCAUCAUUUCAGCCAUUAUCCGUCCACUGCUGGACAUAGAUCUCCCCCAUAGACUGCCAUAAGGAACGGUCCUGAGCCACCUGCAUCCACUGACUUCCCCCCUCGACUAUUAGUUAUUUAUUAUUGGAUUUAAGCCUCAAACUCGUGUGCAUGACAGGGAUAAAUGGUAUACUACGUCCCCCUCCAUCUCAUAUAGAACGUGCAUACCAAAUAGCAUAGUGAUUGGAUGAGCCGUUAAGGCGCUAUAAGGUAACAAACAACCUCACCUUCACCUUUAUAAUAACAGUAAGGACUUUCUCAUGUAAAUUACUUUUUUUGUCAAAACUCUGCUAUUUCUUAAUUCUCUUCGUACAAGGCAAUAGCACAGUCUAGAGAACAGCGGGUCUUCCAUGAAAUGAAAUUCCGAAAUUUCGGACUCAAUUUCGUGUUUUUGUUUAUACCAAAAUCGGAUCAAUAAAUGGAAUUUAAUAUUUCGUUUAUCAUACAUCCUAUCAUAAAAGUCCAAAGGAACAAUAUUUUAACAUUUUUAAUAUUUCCAAACAGCAUGUAUUAUGUAAUUUUAACAUCAAAUUUGUGCUUUAUUCUUUCUUUAUUCUUUAUUAUACACUAAAUGUUAUUGAAAUGUAAAAACAAACAUAAUAGUGCACAAGGACGAGCUUAUCUCCAAUAGAGAUUUCUUCCAGCAAACCCAAUAUGAGAAAACUGACAGUUCA
This is a messenger RNA of Galleria mellonella (greater wax moth), 6948 nucleotides long. RefSeq names its product probable serine/threonine-protein kinase DDB_G0278901. Gene Ontology annotation, cellular component: signaling receptor complex; plasma membrane. NCBI's taxonomy places the organism in Eukaryota, Metazoa, Arthropoda, Insecta, Lepidoptera, Pyralidae. The record is from RefSeq and is a predicted model, not a curated record. The transcript is spliced from 6 exons. Bases 140 to 2572 code for a protein of 810 amino acids. Gene Ontology annotation, molecular function: transforming growth factor beta receptor activity; ATP binding. Gene Ontology annotation, biological process: BMP signaling pathway; protein phosphorylation; cellular response to growth factor stimulus.